AUUGCCCGUCGGUUCGGGGCGGGCCGUCGCUCUGAGCCGCCGGGAUCGGGCUCCGCUCGGCUCGGCCUUAUCCCCGCCAUGGCGUACGGUGGCCUCACGGUUCCCAUCAUCGCCAUGACCGUCUUCUGGGGGGUGGUCGGCGGCGUCCUGCCGUGGCUCGUGCCCAAGGGGCCCAACCGCGGCGUUAUCAACACCAUGCUGGUGACGUGUGCUGUUUGCUGCUACCUGUUUUGGCUGAUUGCAAUUCUGGCUCAGCUCAACCCCCUCUUUGGGCCGCAGCUGAGCAAUGAAACGAUCUGGUACCUUAAAGUUCACUGGCCUUAAGGAUGGCGGUUCCCUGCUGUGCUGCCUUGCACUGACUAGGUAAAGAAGAGAUUUCCUUCAGAUGAACAACCUCCACAGAUCCAAAGACGCCCUUAACAUACCUGGUUGGAUACCAGUCCUGCAUUAAUGCCUUAACACGUAUAUUACUGUGCUCCAGAAGGCUUGUUGAAAGCCCUCUAUUUUUCCUACUUUACCUCCUAACAAUGUGCCUAAUCUAACUCCUCUUUAGUACUGUGCAUUUUUAUCUGUUAACUUCAGGUAUGAUUAAAGCCUUUACAGGGACGUUGCCAGCUUCCCUGUGCACUUUACUUGCUUCGUAGCAAUGCUGUAUCUCAGAGGUUUGUAGCUGUUCAUUCCUGUUCUGUUUGCACUUGAAACGUCUUUAGAGGAAACGAAACCGUAUGAGGAGAGAGAACCAAUGCUGCCACAUGUUGAUGGCAUUUAUUUUUUAAAAGGAGUUGUGGUUUUGGGAAAUGUGGUCUUAAAUUUCUCAUACCGGGAAAUAAAAGAAAUCUUCUGCUUUA
This is a messenger RNA of Coturnix japonica (Japanese quail), 848 nucleotides long. RefSeq names its product ATPase H+ transporting V0 subunit e1 (gene ATP6V0E1). Lineage: Eukaryota; Metazoa; Chordata; Aves; Galliformes; Phasianidae. Gene Ontology annotation, biological process: proton transmembrane transport. The record is from RefSeq and is a predicted model, not a curated record. Gene Ontology annotation, molecular function: proton-transporting ATPase activity, rotational mechanism. Gene Ontology annotation, cellular component: proton-transporting V-type ATPase, V0 domain.